ACACAUCACGAGACGAUCAUCAUCUUCAUUUCAUCCCCCAUACUUUCCCCACCCCUUAUAUACUCACCCUCAUCGCCACCUUCUCAAUUCACCCCUUCAAUCUCUACCUCUAAUUCAUUCUCUUCAUAAUGUCUGAUCAAUCAAGAAUGGCUCAGAUGACCCGGGAAACCGCACCAACCUCUCAACAAGCGGUCAAGUUCCUGACGGCCGCCACCCUCGGUGCUGCUUGUUUGUUUUUGUCCGGUUUAACGUUAACCGGGACUGUGGUAGCUCUGAUCAUAGCAACUCCGGCUCUGGUGCUUUGCAGUCCGGUUUUAGUGCCGGCUGCUAUAGUCAUAUUCCUGGUUAUUUGUGGGUUCUUUUUCUCAGGAGGGUGUGGGUUAGCGGCCAUAAUGGCUUUGACAUGGAUGUAUAAUUACAUGACAGGGAAGCACCCACCUGGCGCUGAUCAGUUGGAUUAUGCGAGAGGACAGAUAGCAAGAAAGGCUCAGGAUAUGAAAGACAGAGCUAAGGAGUAUGGCCAGUAUGUUCAGCAAAAGGCUCAAGAAGCUACUCAGACUCAACCGUCUUGAUCCUACGUUGUUUUUGUAACUUCUUUUUAGAUAUGUGUUUGGUUGGUGCAUGUUCUUGAUUGUGUCGCAGCAUUGAUGUAAUUCCUUUGGGUUUGGUGCUUUGAUAAUGUUCUUGUGUUUUAGAUAUUUUGAGGAUGAUCUUGUUGGGUUAAUAAAUUAAUGUUUAGUUUGUUGUAAGAA
Messenger RNA from Mercurialis annua (annual mercury), 752 nucleotides. RefSeq names its product oleosin Ara h 15.0101-like. Lineage: Eukaryota; Viridiplantae; Streptophyta; Magnoliopsida; Malpighiales; Euphorbiaceae. Gene Ontology annotation, biological process: lipid storage. Gene Ontology annotation, cellular component: membrane; monolayer-surrounded lipid storage body. The record is from RefSeq and is a predicted model, not a curated record. The transcript has a single exon. The coding region runs from base 129 to 572 and encodes 147 amino acids.